This is a messenger RNA of Salvia splendens (bonfire salvia), 1423 nucleotides long. Its product is annotated as F-box protein At5g46170. The transcript has a single exon. Gene Ontology annotation, molecular function: protein binding. The record is from RefSeq and is a predicted model, not a curated record. Lineage: Eukaryota; Viridiplantae; Streptophyta; Magnoliopsida; Lamiales; Lamiaceae. The coding region runs from base 184 to 1299 and encodes 371 amino acids.
AAAGAAACACAAACACACACCGCCAUUAUUGCUCUUCCUCCUUCUCCUUCUUACUUCCCCCAAAUUCCCCUCAGUUCAACGAAUUCCAAUCCUAAUUCCACAUAUUAGCUCUCUCUAACUCUCUCCAUUGAGUUUUGCAGACUCAAUUUUGGCCGCGGAGGAGCUCGAGCCGUUGCUGUAAGUAUGAGAUCGAAUGUGGCGAAUCUGUGGCGGACAAUCUACCCCGUGAAGGUCGACCACUUCGAUCGGCUGCCGGACGAGAUCAUCCUCUCGAUCUUCAAUCGAAUCGGAGACGCCACAGCGCUGGGGCGAUGCUGCGCCGUUUCGAGGCGGUUCCACUCGAUCGUUCCUCAAGUGGAUGACAUCGUUAUCCACGUCGGCUCCGUAACCUCAGAGGAGAAAGAGCGUGAGCUUGCUUCGUCGCCGCCGCGCCACCCGAUCGCCUCCUUCUUCCGCAUUCUCUUCUCAGGUCUCUUCAAUCCCCUGCUGUCGCUGGCUCAGUUCAUCAUCCCCUCGGCACGCCUCCUUCCACUUUUGAAGGAGGAGGAGGAUGAUGAUGAUGAUGAUGAGACGGUCAGCCUCUGCUCUUUGAAGAAGAUUUUGAAGAAUUUCAACGAAAUCAAGCGGCUGUGGAUCGAGCUCCGCGCAGGGGAGGUCACGAUCAACGACGGCAUUUUGCUGAAAUUGAAGGCGGAAUACAGCUCCACGCUCAAAAGCUGCGUGAUUCUCGCCGCUUCAAGCGUCACAAACAGAAGCUGCAGCUGCGAUGAUGGUGACGACGAUGACGACGGAGCGGAUCUCGAUAGCUUACACGAGUCAUUCUACAGCGACGAAGGCUUGGAGCAGCGCGUUGUAUGGAUCGCUAACUCGCUAAUCGCAACCUCAACCAGGCACUACCUCCUGCAGCCGUUGAUCGCGGAGCACAAAACGCUGGAGGCUCUGGUUCUAACCGAUGCGGAUGGGCAGGGGCUUCUGUCAAUGGACAAGGAGCAGCUGGAGGAGCUGAGGGCGAGGCCUUUUACUGUGCCGUCGUCGUCGACGAGGAUUGUUGUUCCGUCUCUGGAGGUGCAGCUGUGGUACGCUCCUCGUCUCGAGAUGCCUGACGGGGUGGUGCUGAAAGGCGCCACUCUGAUUGCGAUCAGGCCGAGGGAGGGGGCGAUGCCGGUGGGGCCGUUGUCGAGCUGGGCAGAAGAGGAGGGGAAUUGGAUUGUAUCGGCGUUUGAGGGGCCGUAUGGGGCUGCUGCAAGGAUGUUGGUGAAGGAGAGGAGGAUAUACGGCCUUGAUAUAAAUGCUUUCUGAAGAAGGGGCAUUGUUGAGGAUGAAGUCAGUCUGUUUUCUGUUGCUUUUUCCAUUCCAAUAGUUUUUUGUUUUUGUUAGUUUAUUCUUGUAUUUGUAUGCCAUUUUCUUGAUUACUAACUUCUCA